AUUCUAGCGACAAACAUGAAUUCUAAGAAGGAAAAAAAAGGAGACUUAUCGCCAGCACGCUACAUUGUCGCGUUCAACAUGUCUCCUAGCUUAGCUAGGCCGCCUUUAUAUAUACGCAAUGGUAAAGAAAAUCACACAGGAAGCCCAACGCCUUACACUGCUCUCAAGGAACGCCUGCCUGAUUUUGCUACUUAUUUAGACUCGUUACUCUCUAAUAAGUAUGUCAACUCCAUCACAUUCUAUGAAUUUGAACGUUUAACUGCCGUUUACCGAAAGAAUAUCAUAAGGAAUGGCUUGCGAUCGUUUACCAACUUGAGUGAGGUUCGUUUCGGGUCUUGUGACAGCUUCAAGAAAAGAAUGAAUGGGCCAAAGGUCCCUUUUUUGGAGGACUAUGAAGUGUCACCGACUCGAGGGUUUAUUCAGGAUGAAGAUCCUUUGCAACAAUUACCUGAAUACUUCAGUCCAUGGGAAGAGGUUUGUGAGCGUUUGCCAGAGAUGUGGAAAGAUGAGACAACACGCCAUUGGAUUGAACAGUUACCUCUCCUAGACCAUAAUAAACUGACUUCUGCUCGAGAGUGGUGGAGAGCAAAUCUUGUACUAGUGCUGAUGUCACAUUCCUAUGUUUGGUGCGAGGGUGAGACAAAUCCAAAAAAGGUUUUGCCCAAGAGCGUGGCUGUACCCUUAGUAGGUGUUUCAGAACAUCUAGGAAUGCCUCCUAUUCUCACGCAUUACUGCUAUGCCAUUUACAACUGGAGAGUCAUAGAUAUUUCAAGACCUCUUACAUUAGAUAAUAUUAAACCUAUCAACACUUUCACUGGUACACCAUCUGAAGAUGGCUUUAUCACUGUGGCUGUACAAGUUGAGAUGGAGUUUGGCAAAAGUGUCACUAGUCUCAUUGCUUCACAGAAGGCAGUGCUAUCGGAUGACUGCCAGCUGCUGAGGAAAGAGCUCUUCUCAGUACAACAGAUGAUUUCCCGGCUAACUAAUGCUCUGCUUAAAAUACAUGAUGUUUGCAAGCCCAGAGAUUUUUACUGUUUUAUUAGAGUUUUUCUAAAUGGGUGGCAGUCAACUUCUGCAUUACCAGAAGGACUGAUCUACGAAGGAGUCAGCUCUACGCCGAGACAGUACCCAGGAGGCAGUGCGGCCGAGUCCACUGUGUUCCAGGUUCUUGACGCUUUCCUCGGCAUUCGUCACCAUUCCCCUUCGCGAACUUCGUUUCUAAAACUGAUGCGUAAACACAUGCCGCCCAAACAUAACGAGUUCAUCACUGCCGUGGAGAAUGGUCCGUCUGUACGCCAUUACGUGGAGAACAGUAAAGAUCAGCGGUUACAUGAGCAGUACAACGCAUGCGUGACAGCCCUACAGGAAUACCGCAACGCACACCUGAGCAUCGUCACCAAAUACAUCAUCAUACAAGCAAACAAGGACCCUGAAAACCCAAACCGCCGACUCGCCAACAAGGGCACUGGGGGCUCAGAUUUGGUGAAAUUUCUCCAGCGUGUGCGAGACGAAACGAAGGAAUCUAAAUUACCAUCGACGAGCUGAUAGGAACGGCGCCACUAUAUGCGGAGUUCGCGAGGCAUAUAGGAACUAUGGAACCUGAUAAAUAUUUUUUGCUUCGUUUCUUAGUCCAAGAGCGAAGCUUGUAGGCCAUAAACGAUGCUAAAAUCCGAUACUCCAUAAGUUUUCAUGAGCAAACGAGGACAAAAAGAUUUUUAUUAACAGCGUUCUUUCUGCUUUUAUUAACGAGAACACGAAAAUGUUGAAAAAAGGUAAUAUUUUAUAUCUUUUUAAAUUCAAAUCGGUAAAUAAAUGACAAUAAAGUUUGUGUUAAAUUUA
Molecule: messenger RNA, 1839 nt
Organism: Nematostella vectensis (starlet sea anemone)
Lineage: Eukaryota; Metazoa; Cnidaria; Anthozoa; Actiniaria; Edwardsiidae
Product: indoleamine 2,3-dioxygenase 2
Exons: 16
Coding region: 16-1545 (509 amino acids)
Biological process (GO): 'de novo' NAD+ biosynthetic process from L-tryptophan
Cellular component (GO): cytoplasm
Molecular function (GO): L-tryptophan 2,3-dioxygenase activity; indoleamine 2,3-dioxygenase activity; metal ion binding
Source: RefSeq, a predicted model, not a curated record